Molecule: messenger RNA, 4252 nt
Organism: Gavialis gangeticus (Gharial)
Lineage: Eukaryota; Metazoa; Chordata; Crocodylia; Gavialidae
Gene: SPATA2
Product: spermatogenesis associated 2
Exons: 3
Coding region: 212-1783 (523 amino acids)
Biological process (GO): regulation of necroptotic process; protein K63-linked deubiquitination; protein linear deubiquitination
Cellular component (GO): cytoplasm
Source: RefSeq, a predicted model, not a curated record
CUGCUGGCGCAGCGCGGGGGUCACUUCCGGCUGUGGGGGGCGCUCGGGGUCUGCAUCCGGGUCGCGGGUGGCUUCCGGCUGGCGGCGGUCGCGGCUCUGCUCCAAGAAUUGCUGUUACUGAGGACUCCAAAUGCCAGAUAACCAGCCUGCUCCAGAGUAACCAUGAAAGAGGCAAGGUAGCUGCCCGAGAGUGAACCACAAUCCUAUUUCGAUGGAUACAAAACACAAAGACGAUUUAUUUAGGAAAUAUGUACAGUUCCACGAAUCCAAACUGAAUGCCUCUGAUAAGCAGUGUCCUAUUAAUGAUGAAUAUCUGCGAGUGGCAGCAUCAGCCUUGCUCUGCCUUCCCAAAAUCGAUCCCUAUUAUAGAUUCCGGUUGAUUAAAUUUUAUGAGAUGGCUGAAAACUCCCUCAGAUCUCUGAAAUCUUCAAGUUUACAUUCUCUCCAUAGUGCAUUCAGUAUGCUGGAGACAGUUGGGAUUAAUGUCUUUCUUUAUCCCUGGAAAAAGGAAUUCAAAACUAUUAAGACCUACACAGGACCCUUUGUUUAUUAUGUAAAGUCAACAUUAAUUGAAGAGGAUGUAAGACAGAUUCUGAACUACAUGGGGUAUGUCCAAGAACUGGGAACAGCAUAUAAGCUCAGAGAGCAGGUUGAUACCAUCCAGGUGAAAAUGGUUUCAUUUGAACUCUUCUUAGCCAAAAUAGAAUGUGAACAGCUGCUCAAAAUUCACUUACAAGUGAAGGAUAAAGGUUAUUUGGAGCUUGACAUCGUAAAUGAACGAAAAAAUAGCAAUGAAGAUGUUAGAAGCUGCUCUGAAACAAUGAGACGGCGUGCAGAAUGCAAAGAAAACUUGAAUACUUCCAUGGCACGAAUGGUACUUCAGAAAUCAGCUAGUGAAAGGGCCUCCUCUAAAGAUUAUUUUAAGCCAAAAGUGACCAAGCCUUCUAAAUCAGUGGACACGUACGACAGUUACUGGGAAAGUAAGAAGCCCCCUCUGAUGAGUUCGCAUAGUCUCAGAAAAGACCCAAUUUUGGUGGAUGCUGAAGAUGACAUUAAAGAUGAAAUAAUUCGGCCAUCUCCCUCUCUUCUUGCAAUGUCAAGCUCACUGCAUGGGUGUUCAGAUGACUUCUUGACAACUUCAUCUCAUCCUAAUGGCAUGUUAAGAACAAACGUUGGAUACAGCUCCUAUUUUUCUCCUCAAGAUGACUUAGAUUUAUAUACUGAUCCUGAUGCCAGAAGUAUGUUAAAUUUUAAAAGACAGGAAACACCUAAACCUGAUGUAUGGGUAAUAAGAAAUGAUGUCAACCCCAUUUACCACAAACGUACCCAUCUAGCCAAAGAGACAGCUUCCCUCAAGUGCCAAAAUUGUGGCUUAUCUUGUGGCAGUUCUGUGUGUCAAAAAUGUGACAAUCUGUUUAACACUAGGCAGGAAUAUCCAGUGGUGAAACAAAGCAGCUACUCGAUCAAAACAGUGCCAAGUGAUGGCUUGUCUCCUGCAUCUGCUUUGAGAGAGAAAACUCAGUACACACCACAGACUCAGAGUCAAGAGAGAGCUGCUCAACUAAGUUCAAAAUCCAAAUCUUCAGGCACCUUGCGCUGUGGUUUUUGUAACCGAUUGGGAGCUGCAAACACAUGCACAUUCUGUUCAAAAGUCUCAUGUGACGCUUGCCUCAAUGCUUAUUUUUAUGAUCCAUGCUGUAGAAAAAGUGAGCUCCAUAAAUUCAUGCCUAAUAAUCAGUUAAACUAUAAAUCGGCCCAGAUGCCCCAUCUUGUUUAUAGAUAGACUUGAACAACCCGUGUCUGGGGGGGGAGGGGCAAAAGGGCUAACAAUUAAUUUUUCUGACUCUACAGUAAGAAACAUUAUAGUGACCUCUCUCUGUAAAACAUGUGCCCCAGUAUCUGGAAAUACAUUUCAGUGAUUAUCGGUGCCAGGUUUUGUUUUUGUGGCUUCAAUGCUACAAAACCAUUAGAGUUCAUGCUGCUAUCAUUUAUGUGACUCUUAACUAAUUACUGCUUUACAUCUUACAUGGGGGAGAAGAGCACAUUUUUCCUUUUAAAUCUUGGCAGCUGUUGCACUUUAACGAAGUGACAUUACACCUUUGUAUUACAUUUGUAGUUGUCAUUUUGCCCACAUACAGUUGCAUAAGGAUAGACAAGGACUAAGGAAUUAAGAUCUGCAUUUUCAGUGGAUUAUGAAUCUACUGCCUGUUUUGAGUACAAAUUCAAAAUGGUCCAGAAAUAUUUGCUAAUGACUUUGUAUGCCAAAAAGGACUCUCUUCUUUGGCUGCAUUUCCUGAGCUCGAAAAUGUAAACACCAGGACAUCUCUUUUUGUCUUAUUUCUUUCUUCUCCCCUUCUUCCCCAAGAUGUUUAUCUCAAGCUUAUACAAUCUGGAUUUGAACAUUAUGUGCUUUAUUUUCUAGUGUUGCCAAUACCAUCCUACUGGUUUUUACUGUGUGGUAUUUUAAAAAGGUGAAUCUGUAUAUGUGUCACUUAAAUUAUGCCUGGAGUGUUGUCUUUCUGGAUGAAAACUGAGUUUAUUCACUUUGUCACACACGUAUUAAAUCCCGUUCUUUGCACUGUACAUAGGUAUUUGAAAACAGUUUAUUUUUUAAUAAAUAUAUUCAAUAAUGUUGAGUUCUUAAGUGGUAAAAUCAUUAUAUAACUAUGAAGUCUCUCUGGGUUAUUUGUUCAGGUGACUUUUUUUUACUUGUACUGUACUUCACAGCUUAUUAUAGUCACUGUGGCAGACUGCUGUUAUUUACUCAGAAAGAGUUCAUUGUUUUGUUUGCCUUUUUUUUAGACCCAUAGUUCUCACUUGGGCAAGACUCCCACUAAGCUAACUGCAGUCUUGUCUAAGGGCUGUAGGAUUUUGGCUCGAAGUACGUAUUCUCUUCCAUUUAUGUUUAUGGGAGUUGAGUAGGUUAGAAAAUACACCUACCUCCAAUGCAAAGUCUAGCCUGGCUCAGGAGGUGAGGGUGGUGACCCAUUAAAAAAACAAAACAGAUGUAGCUUGGGUGAUUUCCAUGACAGUAAAUCUGCACAUGAAUUGCAUAGUUGAACUUAUUUGAAAUACCAAAACAACUCUAGUCUUGGAUUGCACUUUCUUGUGUUAAGUAUGGUACAAUAUGACCCAAAGCCCAUUUAAACUAUACCUUUUCAUGAAUUGAAUUUAGCCUUAUGUUCAAAGGAAAGCUGCCAGAUCCACUUAACUUAUUCUUUUCCAUAAAGACAAACUGAUCAAGGCAAAACAUUGGGCGACUCAGUUUGAGCUUUGCAGUUAAAAGUUGGAAAUCCUCUAAUAACAGUAAAUUUAAAUAAUCCACUGUGCACUGAAAUCAUACACUUUAUUUUUUUUGGACAUUGUAAGAAUCUGUGCUUUUAAAUUUAAAUGUCCAUUAACCCCUUUAUAUGAUGGAAACAUGCAUGAAUGAUUGGUUGCAAUUUUUAAAAUGUUAUUGCUGUUUAAUUCAUUUUUACUGGCUGAGAGUGGGGGGUGGGGAGAGGGGCAAAGAAUGUAAGAGCUAAAAUACUUUAGCCAUAACUGAGUGUCAAAAGCAUGAUGGAAAUGAGGCAAACCCUGGGUUUCAUGAAAAGCUGAGAAUAACAAGCUACUGUAUAGCUUGUAUUUAAUUUAAAGAGAAUGAAUGGCACAUGAUUAACUAUCAGGAGACUUGCAGAAAUUGAAUGACUGCAACUAAACAAUGCUACAGGAAAGUACUAUCUUGCUGAUUCUGAAGGUUAGGGUAAAUACUGCUUAGGAGAAUGAUUUCAAGAUUUUUCAAAAUCUUGUAUGGCUUUUUUAAUAAAUAUAUAAAUAUAUAUAUGUGUAUAUAUACUAGAACACAUGUAGAUAUAGUAUGUAUAUAAUGCAAAACUUAAAAUGAUUUUACUAUUAAAAUACCUUCUGUAAGGGUGGCGCCCAUUUCAGUAGUUUUGUUUCUAGACAUCUUUCUGACCUGUCAUGCCUGUUUGGCUGCUAUCCAGUGUAUCUCCUAACCCACUAGUUCUGUUUCCAUAUUGCUAUUCGCACUACAGUAAAUAACUAAAACUGUGAUGCCACGUAACUUGUACAGUGAACAUAGCAGGGACUAUAUUUGCUUUGAAAAAGAAGUCCUGUGUGUAUAUGUCAUUGAACACUGUAGUACAAAAUUGUGUUGAAUUCAAAUGAUACCAUGCUCUAUUUUUUGUGUAUCUUACUGUAUGAGGUUGCUGUGAUUGAGACAGUAAAAUAUAUGCUAAUUUAAAAUGCA